Messenger RNA from Phanerochaete carnosa HHB-10118-sp, 1233 nucleotides. RefSeq lists its product as uncharacterized. Lineage: Eukaryota; Fungi; Basidiomycota; Agaricomycetes; Polyporales; Phanerochaetaceae. Gene Ontology annotation, cellular component: mitochondrial matrix; mitochondrial DNA-directed RNA polymerase complex. Gene Ontology annotation, biological process: transcription initiation at mitochondrial promoter. The record is from RefSeq and is a predicted model, not a curated record. Bases 1 to 1233 code for a protein of 410 amino acids. Gene Ontology annotation, molecular function: mitochondrial transcription factor activity. The transcript is spliced from 5 exons.
AUGUCCUUCACGUCCGUCCUUCGCCAGCAGACACGCACCCUCCGGACAACAAAAGCACUGCGUCUUGUCGGUGCCGUUAGAUAUGCCUCGUCGAAACCCGACGCCGUCCUUCCACCAGUGCACGAAUGGCGAGAACUCUUCAAGACUGCACCCCUCAUCGUACGCGACCGAAUCAGCUUAGCGAACGUUGGCACGGCGCGAACGCUCGCCGAGGCCUUCUUGUCAGGAAAGAGUAAAGCUGCCGGUAGAGGAAAGACUGUCAUCGAGGCCUUCCCAGGCCCUGGCGCGCUUUCAAGGGGACUUUUGCAGCUCGACCAAGGCAUCAUCGAGAAGCUCAUCAUCCUCGAAGACUACGAGCCAUACCUUGAGUGGCUUUAUCCUCUCGCGGAAGCAGAUCCCAGAGUCAGUGUCGUGCCCCGAUCUGGCUUCAGUUGGGACACUUAUCAGUACCUUGAAGAGCAAGGGCUCAUGGAUCACAUAGAAAAGAUCCCUUUUGAGACCGGCGUACACCCGCAACUCCACUUCAUCUCGCACAUACCACAAAACAUCAAGGGUGAACAGCUGGUCGCCCAGCUCUUCCGCAACAUCCCAGAAAAGUCAUGGCUCUUCAAGUACGGGCGCGUGCCGAUGAGCUUCAUUUUGGGCGAAUGGAUAUUAGAGCGCGUCUCUGCCGGCCGCAAGACCCUGCCGCGCUGCAAAGUGAGUGUCAUCGCCGAAGCAACCGCGGACCUACAGACCGCCGUGCGUUCCGCAACGCUGCAGCCGUACGACAACCACUUCCACCCGGUGCGCUCGCCCGACUCGCAGUCCAAGAAGCCCGACUCGCGGCGCAUCGGGCACCCGCUGGCGGCCGUCAACGUCGUGCCACACGCGGAGCAGGUCAUCGCGCAGGGCCUGCUCGAGAAGUGGGACUACAUUCUCCGCCGGCUGUUCGUGCUCAAGAGCACGCCGCUCAAAAAGGCGAUUGGCAGCCUCGCGCUUGGUGCCGAGUCGCUCCUCAAGCCGCUCACGGACCCGAGCCUCCCGCCCGAGCAGCGCGUCGACGUCAACGAGCCAAUCCGGAACCUCACCAUCAACGAUUGGACGCUCAUCGCUCGUGCGUUCGACAAUUGGCCGUUUGCACCCGAGGUUCGUCCCAGCUCUCGCAUACGCUGUACAUCGUUGACCAACUCUCUGCAGAGCCUGGUGAUCACAGAUGGGAUCAGCGGGGACUUCGACCGCCGCGGGAGAUAG